AAGAUGCGCACAUGACUAAUAACAUUGCUUUCAUGUGUCAAAACAAAGUUUUGGGUUUUUUUUCUAUUUAUAAAAGAAAUUAAUGUUUUUAAAUAAUUUAAUUGAAAAAUAUGUAAAUUUUAUUUUAUAUUUUGUAUAAGUGUUGACUAAAUUGAAGAUAAAAUUAUUAUGUUAAAUUAAAAACAUUGGUGACCGGUUGAAUUGUUAAUUCCUGUCAGUUCUUACGUUAUAAACAUAAAUUUUGAUAAAAUUAUAAAUACACAAAAAAUGAGACUACUUUUUCGCCGACCAGAUGGAUGUGAGAUGCAAUUUCAUUUGGCUAAAUUGUCUGAUUUCGAUUUAAAGAAGUUCACAAAUUUGAUUGUAGUUAAUGGAGGAAAAAUUAUAGAGAAUGCUGCACCGAAUGUUCUCACAUUUACAAAUCCAGUUCCUAAUUCUAAUUAUGGAUAUGUAUUUGAUGUAAAAUUUAUCGAAGAUUGCAUAAAAUAUAGAACAAUUUUAGAUGUUGAUAAGUACUAUGUUGGAGAUUCACGCUUCUAUAGAGGUUGUCCAAUGAGCAAAUCCAUUAUGCAAUCAAAGUCGUGUCUAUUAAAUCAAUUAGCACUGUAUCCUAGUAAUGAGGAAAUUUUUGUAACAACCUAUGAACAGAUUUGUAUUGAGGAUUCUCAAUUCAUGGAAAUGGAAGAGACAAAUAUUUCACCUUCUACUUCAUUAGUAACCAAAAAUCAGUUAUCAAAAAAGACUAUAAGAAACAAUGAAAACGAUAUGAAUACCAAUCUAGAAAUGAAUCAGGAUGAAAGUAAAAUUUUAAGAAAUAUCGAUGAAAAUUUAAUUGAAAAUUCAGAAACAAGUGAAAGAGAAAAUAAUAAAGAUGAUAUAUUAAAUAAAAAUUUAGAAACUUCACAACUUGAAAAUGAAAGCAUACGAAAUAAUGAAGAGGAUUUAAAUGAAAAUUUAGAAACAAAUCAAUCGAAAAAUGAAACUAUGAGAAAUAGUAAGGACAAUUUGAAUGAAAUUGUUAAUACAAAUCACAUUGAAAAUGAAACAAAGAUGAAUAUUGAAAGUGAUUGGAGUGGAAAUUUUGAAUCAAUUCCAAAGAAAAAUGAUGAAAGUUUUGAAAUGGAGAAUAGAGAAAAUAAAAGAAUAGAUAAUAAUGAGCAAAAUGCAAAAGAUAAUUCAUUAACGAAUCCGAAGGAAAGUGAAUCAUUGACAUCAUCUGAUUCAUCGAUCAAUCAAGAAAAUGAUGAUGGUGAAAUUAAAUUCAUUAAAAAUAAGCCUGUAUUAACGAGAACAAGAUUAGAUCGCAUUUUUGAUGUACCUGAUUUAGAGAAUUUUAUAGAAAAUUUAACUAAAGAUAUGCGAAAAGACGCUGACGGAUAUCCAAUAACAAAUACUCGUUUUUUAAGUCGAAGAGAAUUGGAGAAUCUAAUUUCUAUAAUUAUUAAAACCAAUGCUUAUCAGUAUAUAAAUACUAAAGCGUAUUGGAGAUAUGUAAUGGAUCUGAAAUUAGUGGGUCAGAAGAGACAUUAUAAUUCAAUAAGGUGUCAUAUGUCUGGAAAAGUUCUAAAAAAAAUUGAAGAAUAUCAAAUGGAUGAUAAAGUAAAGAAUAAAUUUAUUAAAAUUCGAGAAAAAUUAAGGAAGGCAUCAGAAAUAAGGCGACAAUAUAAAAUGAAAAAAUAUAAAAAUUGUGAUCAUUUAAAAAAGUAAUUUGCAAGGUAUAUUUAAUAUAUUAAAAAAGUUAUUAAUAAUAAUAAUAAUAAAAUUAUAUAUUUAUUUCUACUUAAUUUUGUGUUAAUUUGUAAUUAGGAUUUUGUAUUAUUAUCAAAAUAAAAAAUAUAAGAAAGCA
Molecule: messenger RNA, 1846 nt
Organism: Leptopilina boulardi
Lineage: Eukaryota; Metazoa; Arthropoda; Insecta; Hymenoptera; Figitidae
Exons: 8
Coding region: 268-1707 (479 amino acids)
Source: RefSeq, a predicted model, not a curated record